AUGAGUGCAAGUAGCUUGGUUGCAGAGGCAGUUUGGAAUGCCAUUGAAUCAACUGGUUCAGUGACCGAUGAUCAGCUCUCCAUCUUGCAUUUCUUGUUCGGUAAGAACUUGGAGAGGGCAACAAGGAUAGUGGAUCAAAGAGGUGUCAAGAGGGUUUUGGGUGAGCCCAGUGGACGUUCCAUCUUUCAGGUCGUAGGAGAAUCCCGGAGGAAGGAGGAGUACUUCUGUUUUGCUGAGCACUAUUGUGCUUGUUAUUCAUUCUUCUAUGACAUUGUAAACAGAGGAGAGCAGCUUUGUUGUAAGCAUCAACUAGCUGCAAGGCUUGCUGCAUCAUUGGGAGCAUGCGUUGAAGUUAAGGUGUCUGAUGAACAGUUGGCUCUACUGCUUUCUAAACUCUGA
Prunus armeniaca (apricot) is the source of this 399-nucleotide messenger RNA. NCBI's taxonomy places the organism in Eukaryota, Viridiplantae, Streptophyta, Magnoliopsida, Rosales, Rosaceae. The record is from the annotation of a GenBank genome assembly.